Molecule: messenger RNA, 2619 nt
Organism: Pieris macdunnoughi
Lineage: Eukaryota; Metazoa; Arthropoda; Insecta; Lepidoptera; Pieridae
Source: the annotation of a GenBank genome assembly
AUGGAAAUUGAAGAAGGAAAGUGGCAACAUCAAGCUCACGAGAACAUCGAUAAAUAUUUACACAGAGGUGGUGAUGGAAAAGGAAAUGAGCCGCAACUGCUUUACGGUUCAAAUUUAUAUAAUACAAUAGGCAUAGCAAUGGGUUUACCUCUUCGCGAUCCGACAGUAUUUUCACAUGAAGAGUUUGAACAAGCUGAAAAAGGAGAAUUAGUUUUUUUCGAUUCGGAAUCGCUUAAGGCUAUACAUAUAGUAGCUUUUGGGAUACGAGUAGCUUGUAAUGGAGAUUCUAAGGUUUAUUUAACGGUUGUACCGAUUGAGCUAUACUAUGAAAACAAACUGUAUGAAGUACCAGUAUUCAAAGUGCAUCGCUAUCACCACUCAAAAAUAUAUUACGUUGAUAAUAUUGGAAGACAUUACGACAGCUUUGAUGAUUGGAAGAAUAAUAAUAAACUGCCACCAUGUAAAAUAAUAUAUCCGCAAAAUCUUGAAUUAACAUCGGAUGGUCAACAUACUCUCGUUUCUCCCCCCUAUGAGCCUCCAUCAGCGCAAACUGAGACUAAAGUAUUGCAUGGGAUCGAUAUUGCUGCUGGAAUUUUGGGGAUUGGGUCUGCUAUUGGUUUAAUGGUAGUUUCAGGACCAGCGGCACCCUUUCUAGCAAUAGUAGGUAUUGCUAGUGCAAUUUGGGGAACAUCUAGAGCUAUUAAUGAUUUGGUUGAUCGAGGAGAACAUGGGCAAUCUAUUGAUCCUUUCACUGAUUCAACUGCAAGAAUGCUAUGGCUUGGUAUCGCAGCAUCUAUAGCUAGUUUUGGAGCUAUGGGUGCUACUAUGAGACUCUCCUCUCUAGUUGCUCGUGGUAUACAAGUAUCAAAUGCUUUAAAAAUAUUAACUAAUGUCGUGAAUGGAGUAAGCAUAACACUUAACUCAGCUGCUAUUGUAAACAAUAGUAUAUACUUGAUUCAACAUAUACAUGAAAUGUCACUUGCCGACAUUCUUCUUAACGUCGCAUUACUUGCUUUUUGGACAAAAGGUACUUUUGCAUUCAAAAGAUCGAGUGUCAUUAUUUCAGAAGCGCAUGACCGUGCUUUCGCUUCUAUAAGCCAAGAAUUACCCCCAGAAACUAGAAGCUUUUUUUCAGAGUUCAGGAGUAGAGUACAGGAGAUGUUAAACAUAGAUGAAAUAGAACUUUUACAGUUAUUCAAAAGAGCAAGUGAAUCUAAUAUAUCUAUUCGUGAAUGUGCUGAAUUCUUGAUAGAUGGAAUGCAUUACUAUGACACAGUACCAAAACUUACUUCAGAUCAAAUUGAAUCGCUAUCCAGUUUACGAGACUUCAUACAGGACGAUUUACAACUACUUUACGGUCUGCAAAGAAUUUCUACAGCAGCAGGUUCUGAUAGAGAACAAACAUUGCGAUUAGUACUUGAACUAUGGGAUCGAUACGUUAUUAGUAAUCGACCAAAUACAGAUGAUGCGCAUUUUAUACCUGGCUAUAUAGUGUUAGGCCAUGCUCCUCCAAUUGAAAUAACACAAUUAGAAAACCUAUCACCAUCACUCAUUAGAUUUGUUGGUGAACAUUUGAGUACAAUACAUACAGAUGCGAUUCACGAGUGGUCGAUUACAGAAUUAACGUCUCUUCAAAACCGUGGUCUUUUCAUUGAAUGCCCUGUUACUGGAAUUAAAGCUGGAUAUGCCACUGUUUCAUUAAAAGGUUGUUUGGACAUAAGCUUGAGGAAACUUGAUUCCUUCCCAGAAGAUACUUGUUUAACAAUUUUGAAAAUGAUUGGAAGACUGAGUGAAGAACAAACUAGUUCCAGUUCUAAACUACCCUCUGAAGUUGUUAAAACUUGCGUAUCUAAGAAUAGAUUACGGUUUGAAGUUCAUAGAAAGGAAAGUGUAGAAUGGGCUCUUCAAUCUGUAGCUCGUUAUCCAGAGUUAACUGAAAUAAUCAACUCUGAUCUAAUGCCACAUGAAAGGGAUAGAUUGUAUACUUUUAAAACAGAAGCGAGCGCUAAAGAAGUAGAAUCCAUUAAUAAAACGCCCUAUAUGGAUCAGAUGAUGGAUUUUGUUCACGAAAUGAAUCCAAAAAAUGUAAGUGAACUUGUUGCUUACAGUGAAUUUGUAAUGACCUACGUUGACGAGAAGAUAGCAUUGUUAGAAAAGGACAUUCGAGAUGGCAAAGAAAUAUUACCUCAUAAUAUGAAAAAGAAACCUUGGUUGCGUAAAAAAGCUGUUGAAAAAGCGUUUACAAAUGUCCAGGAAAUGAGAGACAAAUUUACUGAGCUAAUGACAAUUGUAGAAGAAAAUGACAUGGCUGGAAUUCAAAUAGUAGACAAAGGCCUUUCCGAUGAAGCGUUGGUAUCUGCAAUUCGUUCACAUAGAAUACGAUUUGGUGGUAAAGUUUCAGCUGCGUACCAUAUCUACAAACAUCCUACUGAUCCUUCUUCAGCAUACAUUGAACAAGCAAACCAAACGAUCGGGAAUUCCGAAUAUCAUGUGUCAUUGGGCCAAGAAGGUGACUCAAGGAUAAUUAUGUUCAACGAUCCAGAUGGAGGCAACGCCGUAGUUCUUGAAAAAGAUGGGCGAGUUUUACUUUGUUCCUUCAGGGCAGGAGGCAGAAAGUAA